CUACAAUCUCAUUUAUUAUAUAUAUAACACGAAAGAGCUGCUGGUUACGUAGUUCAGUAGUGCCACACACUUAAGAGAGGAAAUGGCUCAGCUACAAUGGUUGCAACGAAUGUGGCAAGAGCUUCACGAAUUACCCAUCAAUUCCCUCUUGUCUCUACUUUUCUGCCUCUUCUCAAUUCUCUUUAUUUUCAAACUUCUUCGAAGAGGCAAGCCCAAAUAUCAUUUACCCCCAUCCCCACCAAAGCUACCAAUCAUUGGCAAUCUUCACCAAUUUGGCUCACUUCCACACCGAUCUCUUCGGGUACUUUCUAAGAAGUAUGGCCCUGUAAUGCUCUUAGAGUUGGGCCAUGUCAACACCCUCGUGGUGUCAUCUGUAGAUAUGGCCAGAGAAUUGAUGAAGACGCAAGAUAUUGAUUUCGCAAACCGGCCUCAGAACACAGCUGCCAAAAUCUUGCUCUAUGGUUGCACAGACAUAGGGUUCGCGCACUAUGGUGAGUAUUGGAGGCAAGCUAAGAAAAUCUGUGUCCUCGAACUUUUGAGCAUCAAAAGGGUGCAAUCAUUCCAGCAUAUAAGGGAAGAAGAAGUUGCCGUGCUUGGAGAUAAGAUACGGAAGGCAUGCGUUACUCAAACCCCUGUUAAUGUAAGCGAAAUGUUGAUUGAAAUCUCAGACAACAUUAUCUCUAGAUGUACACUUGGACAGAAGAUUGCAGAAGAAGAUGGUAAGAUGACCUUUGGACAACUAUCAAGACAGGUAAUGGUGCAGUUGAUGAAAUUCUGUUUGGGUGAUUUUUUCCCUUAUUUGGCAUGGGUUGAUGUUCUUACGGGAUUCAUCUCAAGUGUGGAAGGCACUUUCAAAGAAUUAGAUAGAUUUUUUGAUCAAGUGAUUGAAGACCACAAGACUAUAAUGGAAAGUGGUGUUGUUGAUCAGUCUAAUAAGAAAGAUUUCGUUGAUAUUCUCCUCCACCUUCAAAGGGAUGGCAUGCUCGACUUUGCCUUCACAAAAGAUAACCUCAAAGCAAUCUUAUUGGACAUGUUUUUAGGAGGAGCUGACACGACUUCGACAGCUUUGGAAUGGAUAAUGGCGGAGCUCAUAAAAAACCCAAAGAUCAUGAAGAAAGCACAAGAUGAGAUCAGAGGAAUUGUGGGCAAGAAGUCACAUAUAGAUCUGGAUGACAUCAGUAAAAUGGACUAUCUGAAGUGUGUUAUCAACGAAUCUCUAAGGCUACAUCCACCAACUACUCUUUUAACACCUCGAGAAACAGCAACAACGGUGAAAUUCGGAGGUUAUGAUAUUCCACCGAAAACAACUGUAUUUGUCAAUACAUGGGCAAUCCAAAGGGAUCCGGCUGUAUGGGAGAAUCCAGACGAGUUCAUCCCAGAGAGAUUCAAAAAUAGUCCAUUUGAUUUCAGAGGCCAAGAUUUUGAAUUCCACCCAUUUGGAGGAGGGAGAAGGAAAUGCCCUGGAUUGGCAUUUGCUGCUGCUUCCCUUGAUUUUCUGAUUGCCAACCUCUUAUGUUGGUUUGAUUGGAGGUUGCCUGGUGAUAAUGUAAAGCCGGAAGACUUGGACAUGGAUGAAAUUUACGGGCUCACAGUGCCUAAGAAACAUCAUCUUUAUGCGAUACCAACACUCUACUCAGCUUGAUCGAUCCAUGCAUCAAUAUCAGAUUCGGGGUUGUGCUCAUAAUGAUGUUACUACUGGCGAAAUAAAUUAACGGCCGGGGACUUCAGUACUCUUUCUACUUUCUGCUGAGUUUUCAUAAUAAGGAGCAGAAAAUUUAUCAUUUCAUGACAAUAAUGUUAAUAAGUACGUAGUCUGUUCUGCCACCCUGCAGAUAGUACGGUUGCUUACUGCUCCAUGCAACUCACUGUUUGCGUAGUUAUUCCAUCUUUUUAUUUUCUCAUGUACUAUUGCCGGUUAUGCCGCCCAAAAAAUCCUAUUACUCCAGCUA
Messenger RNA from Carya illinoinensis, 1949 nucleotides. Its product is annotated as phenylacetaldehyde oxime monooxygenase CYP71AN24-like. NCBI's taxonomy places the organism in Eukaryota, Viridiplantae, Streptophyta, Magnoliopsida, Fagales, Juglandaceae. Gene Ontology annotation, molecular function: monooxygenase activity; iron ion binding; oxidoreductase activity, acting on paired donors, with incorporation or reduction of molecular oxygen. The transcript is spliced from 2 exons. The record is from RefSeq and is a predicted model, not a curated record. Bases 83 to 1642 code for a protein of 519 amino acids.